UGAAGCCACCAAGCUGAUCGUCCACUACCUCUGCUCCAUGUAUCAGGGCAGAAACAACAAUCUGCGGCAGCCCAUGGAAGUCAUUCCUAUUCUGGAGAGUUUUGGAAACGCCAAAACAAUUCUCAACAACAAUUCCAGCCGUUUCGGCAAGUACCUCCACAUUCACAUCCUCCAUGGGGUCGUUGUCGGAACAUCUCUGUCCAAAUAUCUACUUGAAAAGUCCAGGGUUGUAUUCCAGGCCACUAAGGAGAGGAAUUACCAUGUGUUCUACGAGCUGCUGGCAGGGAUGAAUGAGUGGGACAAACAGGAGCUGUACCUGCAGGGAGCAGAGACCUACUACUACCUGAAUCAAGGUGGUGCCUGUGAGCUCAAUGGAAAGCAGGACAAACAUGACUUCCUCAUUUUGGUCCAGUGCUUCGAGACCAUUGGACUCCAUGCUGACCAGGUCUCGACCAUCUGGGCCAUUCUGUCCUCCAUCCUGCAACUGGGCAACAUCUGCUUCAGCUCAUAUGAGAGCGAGUCCUUUGAGGUGUCCCAUAUCUUCAGUGAGGCUGAGACCAGGAGGGUCGGUUCUCUGCUGCAGAUUUCUGCAGAGGCUCUUCAGACCGUCAUUACACACAGAGUCACAGAGACGACGUAUGACAGGAUCUACUGCCCCCUAUCAGUGGAAAGUGCCAUAGAGUCCCGUGAUGCCAUUGCCAAAGCUUUAUAUUCAGUCUUGUUUGACUGGCUGCUGGAGCAAAUCAAUGAGUGGCUGAGUCCAGCUGAGAUGGACAGCACAGUCGGGAUUCUGGACAUCUACGGGUUUGAGGACCUGGAGGUGAACAGUUUCGAGCAGCUGUGCAUCAACUUUGCCAACGAGCAGCUGCAGCACUUUGUCAACAAGGCAGUGAUUUCUCAGGAGCAGGAGGAGUACGCAGCAGAACAGAUACAGUGGUACUCCAUGCCAGUCAAGAACUUUCACUCCUGUCUUGAGCUGAUCUCCUCCAGGCCCCAAGGCAUCCUCCGUAUCCUUGACGACCAGACCUGCCUCCCUCAGGCCACCGACCACACCUUCCUGCAGAAGUGCCACUAUCACCAUGGUAACAGCCCCUACUAUGCCAAACCCAAAAACCCGCAUCCAAUCUUUACUAUUUAUCAUUAUGCUGGAGCUGUAACUUAUCAGGUCCAUAAUUUCUUGAAUAAGAACCAUGACCAGUUCAGGACAGAGGUGGUGGAGCUUUUUGCCAAGAGUCAGUUAAAGAUGGUUUCAGAACUCUUCAGGAAGGUUCAGGAUGCUUACAUCCAGCAGAGGGAGCUGGGCUGGAGAGGGCGAGGCCUCCGCCAUCAGACCUCCACCGUGGCCUCACACUUCCUCCAGUCUUUGAAUGAACUCACCACACGCCUCAACAGGUGCAAAACGGUGUUUAUCCGCUGUGUGAAGCCGAACUUCAUCAAGCUUCCUGGUAUUUUUGAUGUGGACUAUGUGUCAGAGCAGCUGAGACACGCAGGAAUGAUGGAGACCAUCCACAUCAGGAAAGAGGGUUUUCCCAUACGGAUUGCGUAUCCCUACUUUGUUGAAAGAUAUUCAGUUCGGCGGAACCAGCGUGUGGCCGAGAUGUCAGACCAGGAACAGACUGUAGCUCUCCUGGAGACAGUUGGUGCAGAGAAGGAACACUACAGACUGGGCCUCUCCAAGGUGUUCCUCAAGGAGUUCCUGUACCAGCAGCUGGAGGACAAGUGGACCAGCACUCAAACCUGGGCUGCUGUCACCAUCCAAAGGAACAUCAGAGGGUUCCUCUGCAGGAGGAACUUCAAGUUCUUUAGACAGAAGGCCAUCAUAAUCCAGAGUCACAUUAGAGGACACCAGGCCAGGAAGUACUACAAGCGCCUGAAGCAGUCCUUCACUCAGUUCUGGGCAGUGAUGCUUGUAACUAGAGACACGGUGAAAAGACGACACUGGAGGAAGGAAUUUCAUGAAAAAGGCAAAACACGUGUGACGAAGAACAGGACUGUGUCUCCAGGAAUGGACGUUGGACGGUUGGAGAUCCCAGCUGAGCUGUCGGCCAGGCUGCGCACUGCAACAGGGCGGCAGCAUUUGCCAGAGGUCACAGAAGCUGUAUCUCCACAUGUGAAAGCAAAACACAGGCUCACUCUGCCUCUGGAUAUAGACAGAUACCCCUUCUCUCGCUAUGCCAAGUCUGUUUUAAGGGACACAUGGUGCCAGCCUCAGGGAUACCCCCUGCAGAGGCCCCUCACCUCUGUGGAGCCAGAAGAUGCCAGAGCUGCCCUGGAGAUCUACAAACUGAUCAUGAGGUUAACUGGUGAGAUCGAUCUCAGCAGCAGGCAGGAGCAGAUCCUGGGCAACUACAUCAUAGAAAGGGCCCAGAGUCGACCAGCGUUGAGGGAUGAGGUUCUGGCCCAGCUGGCCUACCAGAUGUGGGGCCUGCAGGAGGAGGAGAGGAGCCUGAGGGGCUGGCUGCUGAUGGCCUGCUGUCUCAGCGCCUUUGUCCCCUCGCCAACACUGGACAAACAUCUGCUGAAGUACGUGUCAGACCAUGGACCAGGAGACUACCACUCACUGUGCCAACACAAACUGCUCAAAUCCAUGCAGCUCCCCGCUCCCACGUCACGUGUUUACCCUCCCACCCAGCUGGAGUGGACUGCCAAUCAAAGGAAGGGUGCCAUGCUGCUGGAGGUGCACACCUUCAACGACGAGGAACUGACCACUGAGGUGGAGUCAUGGACCACUGGUGAGGAGCUGGCCUCCUGGCUUCUCACUUUCAGAGGUGUGACAGAGGCAGCUCAGGGCUGGUCUGUGUCUCUUUUGACUGAUGACGGCUGGUCUGAUCUGGCCGGCUCCGACUUUGUCAUGGACCUGCUGGGAGAAGCUGAAGCAGAAGUGUCGCCACCUAUAGGAGCAAUGGCAAACACUGACUACCUGUUCAGCCACAGUGACAGGUCACCAGCUCCAAACCCAGAUCAUUUCAUCCCACCAGCUCCUCCAGUUCAGGCUCCUCGACUCUCUGCUUAUGACGGAGGCCGUGGGCGACAGAUGGCUGCCUACGUUGAUGACUUGUUUGAUCCUGUCCUCGACCAAGGACCUCCGGAUAUGGACACAGUGGCCAUGUUAAACCACAGGAUGAGGGGGCGAGGGGGGGUCGGACCCAUGCACCCGGGCAUGUAUGGAGCUGGUGUGCCGAUGACCAUGCCAACCUAUCCAAUGGGAAUGCCUAUGAGUCCUACAGUGCCCAGCUUUGGUGCAGCUCCCAUGAUGCCAACCAUGCCAGCGAUGAUGAUGCCCCAGCCCACCAUGCCUGUUGCCCCUGCUGUUGACCCAGUGCAGGCAGCAGCAGCAACACAACAAGCCCUCAUCAACCAGCAGGCCUUUCUCAUGGCCCAGCAGAUGACCAUGGCGGCCAUGAAUCUGACGGAGCAACAGCUGAAGGAUCAGAAGAAGAAGCAGGAGCAGGAGCAAAAAAAGAAGGAGCAGGAGAGAAGGCAGAGGGAAGAUCGGGAGGAGGAGAGGCUGCGGAGACGCCGGUCUGAACGACGCAGCGGGGAGCGCUCUCCAUCACCUGCCCCUCGUUCUCCAUCACCUCCGCCUGUUCGUCCCAAAUCGCCUGCGAAAAAUCGUUCCUCUACCGACAAACCACCGGAACCACAUGUUGUCUCACUGCCAGAGGGAGGCCUGCAGUCAACAGAUCUGACUAAUCUGCAUACUUUUGAAGAGAAGAGGGAAUAUUUCCAAAGGAUGGGCCUCCAGCCGCCUCCAGAGGAACUGAAACCCCAAAGGCGUAGAUCGACCCGCUUCACUCCACCUAAACAGGAGGCACCACCACCAGCAUGUCCUCCACCACCACCGUCUCCCCCAAAGCCUGAGGUUCCGGAGGUAAAGGCUCCCAGUGAACCUCCUGUGAAAGAACCAGAACCUCCAAUGCCCAAGCCCUCUGAGCCUCGACCUGAGCCCACGUCUCAUAUCAGAGACAUCAUCAGGCAGUUCAACAAUCGACCCCCACCGGAGGUCAAGCCCUUCGAGCCCGUCCGGCACACUCCAAAACAUUUCGUAAAAAGGGGGGACCCCAAACAGGAAGCACUGGACAAACUGAAAAAUGUGGCACCAGUGGCAGCACACAAGGCCAAAAAUGUCCCACCUCCACCACCAGCAAAGCCCGCCAAUCCUUUGCCCAAGAGUCCGCCAUCACCUCCGUCAACCAGAGGUCCUCGGUCCAUUUCCAAAAACAUGAGGCAGAAGCAGCUCCCCCUUGAGGAACUGUUUGGAUCUCAGCGCUCCUCAAACCCACCGUCUAUUCCACGCAGCAGCCCGUCCCCCCCUCCCAUGGACAACGUUUUCCUGGAGGACAUCCCUGAACCUCCACCCAUGGAGGCUCCGUCCCUGAAUGAUGUGAUGCCAGAGGACGACCACAUUCAGACCAAGCUCCAUCGCUUUUCAGCAGGUGUUUUUUUCUCUUACUCCAACAUGCCGGGAAAACUGUUCAUGAGAAAAGAAGUCUUCUAUCCUAAAGAGAUGUUCAACCAGCCCUACAUCCUCAACCUGCUGUGUGAACAGAUAAUGAGGGACGCGUACUCUGACAGCUGUGUGAGGAUCAGCAGAGAGGAGAGGAGGAAGAUGAAGGAUCUGCUGGCAAAUUUCAACGUGGGGACGACCAUCAGCACCAUUGAAGACGACAACAUGAAGAAAAGGAUCGUCAUCGCUGCACGAGACAACUGGGAGAACUACUUCAGCCGACUGUUCCCUGUGAUGUCGGACAGUGGUGACGCUCAGCUCCUGGGGGUCUCUCAUCGUGGGAUUAAUUUCCUGAAGAUCAUCAGAGCGUCGGGCAUCAACCCCAAACAUCUGCAUCAGCUUCGAAGUUACAGUUUUGCAGAUUUGCUGUCAGUGAACCUCCAAAGUUCAGACAAAGUGGAGCUGGAGCUGAAGAAUGAAGACCUGGUCCUGCAGUCCUCCAGAGCUCCUCAGAUCACUGCCAUGAUCCAAAUAUUCCUGCGGGAGAUCAUCAAGAACUCUGGUCACGUCGUUGCCCUGAAGAGUUUUGUGACAGAUGACAAGAGUCUGCUCACCUUCGAAAAAGGUGACAUCAUCAAACUUCUGCCCAUGGACGCAGUUCAGCCAGGGUGGUGUUUUGGUACCACCGGAGGACGCUCGGGUCUUUUCCCAGAGGAGCUCACUCAACCGUCUGCAGCUCCAGACUACCACGGUUUUUACCUGGAACGGAGAAACACCAGGAGGAAAAGCAUGAGGUUGGCCAAAUCUGCCAACGCAGCCCCGGCCAUGGCUGCAGCAGACACGGUCGCGGUCAUGAGCUCUGUACCGGGAUCCAUGGAGAACUCAGUUCAGGGGUCUGUCAGCGACAUGGAGGUCCUCACACCCAUGGUGAAAUUUGCGAUGAAGUACUUCAGGGUGGGAGCGUCAUCUGGACCAGCCAAUGGGAGGGACGUAGCACUGUCAGUCCGACACACUAAGUUUCCCAUCCAGGAGUCCCUGAUUCUGUACAACGACCCUGAACUCAACGAACUGUCCGUUCAGUGCUUCAUGAAUGUCAUGCAGUUCAUGGGCGACAUUCCGCUGCAGCCCAACAUGACCCAGGCAGAGUGUCUGCGUCACAUCCUGCUGAUGGGGAAAGAGAAGGAGCUGCUGAGAGAUGAACUCUACUGCCAGGUCAUUAAACAGUGCACCAACAACCAGAACAAAUCCAGUUGCACUCUGGGCUGGCGUCUGCUCAGUCAGAUGACAGGAUUCUUCUUCUGCUCCGGGACCCUGCACCCUCACAUCACACAGCACUUUCACAACAUCUCUGAAGACUACGAACAUUCACACCAAGAGUUUGCACAACUGUGUCUGGACAACCUCAAACGGUCCCUUACUCACGGCUGUCGUCGAACCCUCCCCUCAGAAUUGGAGACGACUGCUGUGUUGACUGGUAACAGCCACCGACAGAUUCCAGUCAGGUUCAUGAUUCAAGGGGAUUUAUCUGUCAAGAUUGACAUCACCAGUAUGACGUCAGACGUGGUUAAAGCGAUAUGCAACGAAAUGGGCAGUACAGUCCCCACGGAAGCCAGAGAUUUCACCCUCCUCUCCUGCAGACAGAAAGAUGGACUUGUGCGUCCGCUCCAUCCUCAGGAGUAUCUGUUGGACUUUCUGAACGACGAUGACUCCAGUCAUUUGUACCUGAGGAGAUUUCUGUGGAGAAACGCUCUCUUCUUUGUGAAUGACCUUUACACAGAGGUCCACUACCAGCAGCUCCUGGGUGACUACCUGAACGGCCGCGUGUUCCUCCCUCCUACUGCUGACAACUCUGCAUUUUUCAAGCAGAUUGCAGAGUUAUCAGCUCUGCAACACCUGGCCAAGGGACAAGGGACUCAGCCGUCACCGUCAGAGGUGUUGGAGUAUGUGCCUUCACAAUGGCAGCUCGGUGAGAAAGUACACGAGAUCCAUUCUCUUUGUUUGGGUCAAAUUGCUGCCAUGCCUCCGCUUAGACCGCAGGAUGCCAAAAUGAAAUUCAUCGAGUUUAUGACCCACAUGAAUUUGUUUGGCUGCAACAUUUUCUUGGCCCAGAAGGUGAGCCAGCGUGGCUGCCCCUCCCCAUGUGUGGUCGGCAUCAACCAGCAGGCUGUGCUGUUCAUUGACCCAAGGACACAGGAGAAAAGGUUCAUGAUUAACCUGCCAGAGAUUAAGCACAUGAGAGCCACUCGGCCUAAGAAACAAGGCAAACUGGGAAUGGUCCACAUCGACUAUGGCAGUUCAGGACGUACCAAGAAAGUCACCAUCACUGUCCAACAGGCCAAGGAGUUGUGCCACACCCUCGCACUGAUAAUGGAAGAAGUGGUCAGAGUACCGAUCAAAAGUUCCGCUUCGAAUGAUCGUUAAACACGUGUUGUUUGAAGACACGUUUGGACGACCAUUUCUUUGUAACAUUUAUUUAACCUAAACCAAUUCUUACAUGAUAUACCAAAAUACUUUGUUGUCUAAAAUCUAAAACCUUCACUGUGCCAUGUCUUCAUUAGUGGGUCAUAAUCUAUAAAAUAAUAUAUUGCUGACCAGUUUACACAAUGACAAUCUGGUGUCUUUAUAGAAAGAAAACAAUGUAAAAGUGUCUGUUGAGAUGAAUGUAUAAUAAAUAGUAAUUUUUUUAAAACUGUUAAUUAAUUUAAAUAAUUUCCUGAAAAUGUUAGUUCAGUUGAAUUUGAUUAUUCCCAAUUUUGUACCAUUCAUAGGCAAUUGCAAUGGUUUUAAGAUUGUUGAUUAUUAGGCUAAAAGAAGUGACUUAAAGUAGCUUUGAAUGAGUAUUGUAUCCUGAGUACACUUACUUUUAGUCAUAGUAAUAAAUGGUGGUAAUAAAAAGAAAUACUCGAAAGAUAUAUUGAUUGAUCAAUUUGUAUAAUACAGUACUAUCAUUUGUAAUGCAAUUUGUAAUGAAUAAAUAUUUGUCAUCAGCUAAUGUGGAGUUGGUGUGUUGAUUGUAGGAAUGGACUUAUAUGGAGCCCCCCCUUAUGUUUUGGAUGAGUAAUGCAGUUUCCUUUGACAUACCUGGACUUCCUACGAGAUGUACAGACGCGAAGGUAUUGAAUAUGUGAAAUGUGAGAAAUACAGACCAUUAGGGGUUGUUUCAGUCUUCAAUGUAGUGUCCUUGCCCUUUUUGAUGUACAAAAUCAAUAGUGUGUAAGUUGGACAGGCUAGUUGUCCUGACCUUCAGGUCAGAUGUGGAUUUGUUUUUGCGUAUUAUAGCCUUUUAUUGUUAGUUUCUUCUUGUUAUGCUGUAAAACAUUUGAUAUAGUUGGAGUAAAAUAAUUUGUGGACAGACUGGAGGGCAACGUAAGUUAACCUUCGAUAUUCUUGUAUGAUACAUUUUAGUCUGGACACUUUUUGUAUUUUCUGCUUUUCCAGUUAGUUGAGAAAGCUACCUAUGCCAAGGUGUGGCCACAAAUUGUAAUCUGGACUCGAAUACAAGACAAUGUCAACGUUGGUUGUUUAAUGGGGCUAAAGAAAAGGUAAACCAGGAAAUGACAUUAUCAACAUAUCUACAUUUAAUACAGUUUGUCAAGCGCUAAGAUUUGUCAAGGGUAAAAAGGAGAUACUUAUUUUGUGAAGAAAUUAAAUCUGAAGUUACACAAGCAAAUGAAGUACACUACCAGCACCCCAACGACAAAGACUAGGAUGAGGUUAAGUCA
This is a messenger RNA of Cynoglossus semilaevis (tongue sole), 8169 nucleotides long. It is a transcript of the gene myo15b, whose product is annotated as myosin XVB. Gene Ontology annotation, molecular function: ATP binding; cytoskeletal motor activity; protein binding. Bases 38 to 6868 code for a protein of 2276 amino acids. The record is from RefSeq and is a predicted model, not a curated record. The transcript has 60 exons. Gene Ontology annotation, cellular component: myosin complex; cytoskeleton. Lineage: Eukaryota; Metazoa; Chordata; Actinopteri; Pleuronectiformes; Cynoglossidae.